Molecule: messenger RNA, 943 nt
Organism: Pisolithus orientalis
Lineage: Eukaryota; Fungi; Basidiomycota; Agaricomycetes; Boletales; Pisolithaceae
Exons: 10
Coding region: 173-943 (256 amino acids)
Source: RefSeq, a predicted model, not a curated record
GAUUCGGCAUCUAGAACCGGUGGUCACUCUACUGUCUUUGUCCCUUUAUGCACCAUUGCAAGCCCACGAGCUUGGCGACGAGAACCGGCUUGCACACGGAGAAGAAAACAAUUCAGAUUUACCCGGGAGCACUUUUACACUUUGGCAAAUCUGGUAUCUGUUCUCAUUAGCCAUGCUGCGGGUACUGGAUUUGUCUGAUUCAUCCCGUGAUCCGCAGCAUCGACCUUCAGGAGCCGACUUUGGUCAUGAGUCUGUGAGUAGUCGGAUGAAACAUGGAGUAGUCAAGUUCUUCUCAGAUAUGUUUGGCUUGGAGAGCUUGAAAAAAUACGUCGGUCAGAUAACAUUCUUUGAAAGGCUCCCCUUGAUAGUGGAAACACAACCAUGCAGUAAGAUUUCUGCAGCUGCAUGCCAAGUAGCGCCAUCAUCGUGGAACCCUUUCAAAUCCAGGGCAGCACAGAGUGCAAGCCCUGAAAUAGUCUUACUUGAUAAGUGCAAAGCUCUUGAUAAACUGAUUGAGUCGGGUCGAUAUCUUGUACCAAAGCAAAGGGCACGGUGCGAGGUACAAUCCAUAUCUCAAACUCUGAGCUUCGGGGGUGAGACACAUAGCAUCCAGGAUACCAUUUAUUCGAGGCAGGUGGACGUCCAUUCUACGCCGCAAGAGAUAAAUGCGCUUCAAAUGACGCUCGACGCCACAGACGACGAAGACGAGCAGCUGACACUCGAGGAUAUAACAGGAAAGCUCCUGUGGCUUUCUUGGUGUGAAAUCCUGUCAGAAGUGGAACUGCAAUUACUGGAGGUUUUGAAUUAUAUCCGGAGGAAAAGGGAUUCAAUGAUGCUGGAAGAGCAUGGCCAUUUUUACCAAUGUUUGAAUGAGAUCGGGAAGAUUAUUAAGAAAACACCCCAUGUACAUGUGGACGAUGAUCUAGCUCACCUGCAACGGUAG